Molecule: messenger RNA, 2433 nt
Organism: Cylicocyclus nassatus
Lineage: Eukaryota; Metazoa; Nematoda; Chromadorea; Rhabditida; Strongylidae
Source: the annotation of a GenBank genome assembly
AUGUUCACUCUGUCACAACUUACAAAGGGUUUAUCUUCUCUGGCUUCGACCUCCUCGCAACCAGCCCCAUCCACUCCAGUACAGUUACCCCAGUCUACACCUGCACGAAGCGAAGAAACCACCAGACCGUCAGGUCAGAGGGGUUCGACAUGGCCUGAAUUUGACUUUACCUGGUCGGAGCCAGAAAUGCGAACAGAGGUGACAGAGCAGAGGGAACACCCUCCCCGUGUAUAUAUCGCUAGAUGCAGUAGACAUGAAUUACAACAAGGAGAACAUCGUAUAAAUCCAGCAGCUUGGCUCACUGAGCAAAUGCAGGAGUUUUCGAAUGUUGAACAGCAGCCUGUACGAACGGAACGAAAUGUGAUGCCAAAACCACAGCAGCAGCCAGAAAUUCUACCAAAUCUGACAUGGUGGCAACCUCCUAAAACUACAGUGGUGAAGGAAGAAGUCAAGAAGGUGGAGAAAGAAGAACCGGGAUGUGCGAACGUGAAGCCCAGACAGCUAGCACCAUGGCAGAUCAAGCUGAUCACCGAGUUCCAGCAGAAUUGGGAAAGAUCGCUAAAGGCACAGGCAGAAGCAGACGCAGCCAAGGUUUCUCAGGAGUCCCAGGAUUCUGUCAAAGAUUUGCCCAUCGAAAGUCGGUCGCUCCCUCAAGUUUCACAGCCGCAGAUCACAAGCGAACCGAAGCGAAGAUCACCUUACGGUUGGCAGCACGGCGCCAGCUGGCACGCAAAUGCACCUCAUCAGGAGCAGGAACCCAUACAGUCGAUGGAAUUUCAGCAGCGAGGACCCAAUGAGGAAAAACAAAAGAUAUUUUUCCGUUGGCAACCGAAUGUACGCAAUAAGAUCAAGCCUCAGAUGAAUAGCGAUGGACACUUGAGCAUACCUACUCAGCUUCCAGGGGAUCACCCGAACAACUGGCGCCCCAGCACUCCCGUCGAAGCCCAGCAGAGUAUUCCCGUACCCGAAGCGUGGCUUCCUAAAACACCUAACGAGAUGCAGGAAGAAUUCCCAACUGAGUGGCAGCCGACAGGAUCAAACGACUGGCAACAAAAUGGACCAGGCGAGUUCCAGCAGAUCCAGGAGGCCCAUGACGAGAUGCAGUUGACAGAAGCGAACGACUGGCAGCCGAAGGGAGACAGCGCGAUGCAUCAGAAUGCAUUCAGUGGAUGGUUACAAGAUGGACCAGAUGGACUGCAGCUGAAGGAGAUCAAGGAGUUUGUUCCUAAAAGUGUACGCAAUGAGUCUGCUGUCGCCAGCGAAUACCGUUAUGAAGAGCAGGUUGAGCAAGAAGGUUACCAAGAACAGAUUGAGCAAGGCUACCAGGAACAAGUUGCGCAAGGCUACCAGGAACAUGUUGAGCAAGGCUACCAGGAACAGGUUGAGCAACGCUACCAGGAACAGGUUGAGCAAGUCUACCAGGAACAGGGUGAGCAACGCUACCAGGAACAGGCUGAGCAAGUUUACCAGGAGGUUGAGCAAGGCUACCAGGAACAGGUUGAGCAAGUUUAUCAAGAACAGAUUGAGCAGGAAGCUCCAGUAGCUACUGAGUGGCAGCCGCCAGAGCAAGAAGCUUCUCCGCGUGAAUAUUUGACCCAACAAUUACCGGAUGAAUUCAGCCCGUGGUACGAGGAGUUCAUUUGGCCGUACGCGCUAUAUCAUGUGGAUGCUUUCCAAGAACUGGACGAUCUUGCUUGGGCAAUCAGCCAACCGUCUACAUGGACGCAUGGCACCCCAUGGUGGCAACUGAAGGAGACAAACACUUUUUUCAAGACACACGGCAGACGACCCACAUGGCUGGAACAGAUGCGCAUACCAUGGACACAAGCACCGUUACCCAUGCUUACGGAACAGGAAUGGCCCAAUCUGCUCACCAGGGAGCCAAGAAGAUCGUUGUGGCCGCAUUUGACUGACCAGCGAUGGUUGCCGCCCUUUGGGGUUCCCAUUCUUCUUUUGCAUUUGCUUCACUGUGGAGAUAUGCGAUGCAUUUUCCGCGGCAGACCUCAUCUGCACACUAACAAUGCGUGUUGGCUUUUCUGAUUGACGCAGUUUUGAUCUACCCGCAAGGUGUACGCUACACAUUUGGAGAGAGAUUGUAUUCGGAAAAGUAGUCUCGAACUUGAAUGUAAAUUCUUCCUUGUGAAUCUUUUUUUCAUUAGAAACUAGGUUAUUACUUAAUUAUGAAUGUGUAGAUGUAUUUUCUAGAUGAAAGUAGUAGAGACUUUUUUAUUUAUAAGCAAUAGAAAAUUUUUUUGCUCAAGUCUUUCUCUGGUAAGAUCUUGACCUCGAAUUCGAUUUGAUAUCAUAAUCUGCUUGUUCCUGCUGUCGUUUUUCUGUUUAGUUCUGUAUAUUAUCUAUGGCAGAUGAUGACGAUGAGCUUGUUAAAUUGUUUUGUAUAUGUUUGUUCCAUAUAGUUUUCAAACUGGUGUUACC